CGACCCUACUCUGGCGGAGCGCCGCCUCGUUGUGCAAGGGUAGCGCAAGCUCAUUGUUUGAGUGGAUCUUUGGAGGGAGGAGGAAGAAGAGGAGGGGGAGGUGAUUUCUAGGGUUUUGGGGUAGAUAACGCGUCUUGCAGGGGUGGGGGGGCUGGUGAGAGGCGGGCGCAGUUGUGGAGUGGAUCUUAGGAGGAAGAGGAGGAAGAGGAGGAGAGGGAGAACGGGGAGGUGAUCUCUAGGUUUUGGUGGGGCGUUGGUUCUUGUGGUGGUGGGGGGUUUGAUGAGAAUCGGGAGGGGGAUCGCGAAUCUAUGACGAGAGGAGGGCGCGAGAUGAGAGGGUUGCUCAUGGAAUGGCAGAUCCCGAUGGCCAUGGGAGGAGAACGAACGGGGAGGUCGACCAGCCUGUUUCUCAACGGUUUUUGCACCUAGAGAAGGAAUAUUUGUCCUUUUUGCCGAUACAUAACAGCGGAGAAAGGUCUAUUGAUCUGAUAUCCAAAGAUAAAGUUGAGGCGGAGGUACGGAUUGACAGCAUUAAUACAAUUUUUUCUACAGAUCGAUGUGGUCGAUCGAAGAUUGAUGGUGAGCUUCAUUUUGAGGAUACCAAAGAUUUGCAGGAGACCAGAGAUUUGAUUUCUGAUAGUCAAAGCAACAACUCCAUCAGCACUGUUCUCCCGAAAAGUUCAACUGACAACAACCAAAACAUAACAACUCUACCUGUAGUAUCUUCUUCAGAAAAUUUGGUUUAUUUAGAAAGAUCAGAUGUAACAAAUAUGCACACAAAGGGGAGCUCUUCAGAUGUUUUCCGAGUUAGCGUUUCUAGUGCUCCCAGCACAUCUAGUCAUGGUUCCGCACAGGAUGACUGUGAUUCUUUAGGAGAUGUUUAUGUAUGGGGUGAGGUCAUAUGCGACAUUUCUACAAGAAAAGGUCCUGAUAAAACUGUUUGGCCUUCAGUUGGUAGAACUGAUCUCCUUCUUCCUAAACCCUUGGAAUCCAACAUAGUUCUCGAUGUCUGCCACGUGGCUUGUGGGGUCAGGCAUGCUUCCCUGGUUACGAAACAUGGGGAGGUCUUUUCUUGGGGAGAAGAGUCAGGUGGUCGUCUUGGUCAUGGGGUCGGAUCGGACGUUAUUCACCCCCGUUUGGUUGAGUCUUUAUCAAUUUCUAAUGUUGAAUUUGUUGCAUGUGGGGAGUUCCAUACAUGUGCUAUAACCAUUGCAGGUGAACUGUAUACAUGGGGAGAUGGGACCCACAAUGUUGGGCUUUUGGGUCAUGGUACGGAUACCUCCCACUGGAUUCCUAAGAGGGUUUCGGGACCGCUGGAGGGGCUUCGAGUUGCUUAUGUUUCUUGUGGAACCUGGCACACAGCGUUGAUCACUUCAGCUGGGCAGCUGUUCACUUUUGGUGAUGGAACUUUUGGUGUCUUAGGGCAUGGAGAUAGAGAGAGUGUCUCUUACCCUAGAGAGGUAGAGUCUUUGAUUGGUCUAAAGACGAUUGCUGUUGCCUGUGGUGUAUGGCAUACAGCCGCCGUGGUGGAGGUCAUAGUUUCUCACUCUACUACAAGUGUCUCGUCAGGGAAGCUAUUCACCUGGGGAGAUGGGGACAAGUACCGCCUUGGUCAUGGGGAUAAGGAACAACGACUUGAACCCACCUGCGUACCUGCCUUGAUUGAGUACAAUUUCCACAAGGUAGCUUGUGGGCACAGUCUCACUGUCGGCUUGACCACCUCCGGACAUGUUUUUACAAUGGGUAGCAGUGUUUACGGUCAGCUCGGAAAUCCCCAGUCGGAUGGGAAGCUUCCUUGUUUGGUGGAAGAUAAGCUUUCCGGUGAAUCGGUUGGGGACGUUGCUUGUGGUUCAUACCAUGUUGCAGUUUUGACUAACAAAAGUGAGGUUUUUACUUGGGGGAAAGGAGCAAAUGGCAGGUUAGGACACGGCGAUCUCGAAGAUCGGAAAACACCGACACUUGUUGAAGCUUUGAAGGAUAGAGCAGUUAGACAUAUAGCUUGUGGUGCGAAUUUCACUGCUGCUAUAUGCCAGCAUAAAUGGGUUUCGGGUUCAGAACAAUCUCAGUGUGCCUCAUGUAGGCAAGCUUUUGGGUUUACCCGAAAAAGGCAUAAUUGCUAUAAUUGUGGACUCGUCCAUUGUCAUGCUUGUAGUUCAAGAAAGGCAUUGAGAGCGGCAUUGUCUCCUAAUCCCGGAAAGCCAUAUCGGGUUUGUGAUUCCUGUUUCAUAAAAUUGAGUAAAGUAUUGGACUCUUCUGGAAUUAAUGGCAAUAAGAAUGCUGUAUCCCGCUUCUCUGGUGAAAGCAAAGAUAGGCUUGAAAAAGUAGAUAUGAAAUUGGCGAAAGCCAUUUUGCCUAGUAAUUUGGAUAUGAUGAAGAAUUUGGAUAUCAAAGCAGCUAAGCAAGGGAAGAAGACGGAUUCCUUACCAUUUAUUCGGAACCCUCAGAUUAAUUCAUUGCUGCAACUAAAAGAUAUCACCUUUUCUGGUGGGAUAGACUUGAAUAAAGCUGUUCCAAAAGCAGUUCGAACGUCUGUGGUUCACUCUGUAAAUCCUUCAAGAGCUGUUUCGCCUUUCUCGCGAAAACCUAGUCCUCCUCGUUCUGCAACUCCUAUUCCCACUACUCAUGGCCUUUCCUUCUCCAAAAGUGCUGCCGAUAGUCUUAAAAAAACGAAUGAGCUUCUGAACCAAGAAGUUCAGAAGUUGCGCGCUCAGGUUGAUACUCUGAGACAGCGGUGCGAGCUUCAAGAAUUUGAGUUGCAGAAGCUAGCGAAGAAGGCCCAAGAAGCCACAGUGGUGGCUGCGGAGGAAUCUGCGAAGUCCAAAGCUGCGAAAGAAGUUAUAAAGUCACUAACAGCACAGCUUAAAGAUAUGGCCGAAAGAUUGCCUCAGGGUGUUUAUGAAGGCGAGGAAAUAAAACAAGUCCAUAUUCCAAAUGGCGUCGAGCCACAUACUACACACUACUCAAAUACAAAUGGUUCCCACCAAAUAAGAGAUGAAAAUGGGUUAAACAUACAUUCUCCCAACUCUAUGCACCUGACACAUACAAAUGGCGAUAGUCAUGAGAUCAAUGAAACAAGCGCGCGAUUUCAAAACCCUAGGAUUGCAAACUCUCACGAAUAUGAACAUAAUAACAGAAGGAUGCAUACUAAUGGUUAUGAAGAGAUGCCAACAUCGAGAAAUAUACUAGAGGAGAAUGUCAGCAGGGAGGAGCCGCUGCAAAAUGGUGAAAAUGGAUUGAGGUCUCGGACUACAUUGGUAACUACUAAUAAUCAAGUCGAGGCAGAGUGGAUUGAACAGUAUGAGCCUGGUGUGUAUAUAACUCUCGUGGCUCUUCGUGAUGGAACCCGAGAUUUGAAGAGGGUGCGAUUCAGUCGCCGAAGAUUUGGGGAGCAUCAAGCAGAAGCCUGGUGGUCCGAGAACCGAAUUAGGGUUUACGAGAGAUAUAACGUUCGCUGGUCUGAAAGAGCCUCAUCGGCAGCCUCCAUUCACUCAUUUCAGUCGGCCCGUUGAUCCCAAGAAAAAACUCAUCUUAGAAGCAUCGAAACGGCCGUCGAAACCGUAUGUUGCAUGCUUUUUCCCAUUCAUAUUAAUUAGAUAUCUAUAAAUAGAUAUAUGCCAUCAAGAUAUGCUAUUUCUUUCUUGAUUGCACCUUCUCUGUCUUUUUUGCCUGUUGUAUUGUAGUGUACAUAACAUUGCCAAAAAAUUUUAGAUAAAUGAGAUUAGUGAUUUGGGCAGAGAGAGAGAGAGAGAGAGAGAGAGAGAGAGACAGACAGACAGACAGAGAGGUGUUUUUCUCCGUACACCUUUUAUUAUUAGCAAUCGCAGUAAAAUUUCCUUCAAUUUUCAUGAGAA
This is a messenger RNA of Ananas comosus (pineapple), 3851 nucleotides long. Its product is annotated as E3 ubiquitin-protein ligase HERC2-like. NCBI's taxonomy places the organism in Eukaryota, Viridiplantae, Streptophyta, Magnoliopsida, Poales, Bromeliaceae. Gene Ontology annotation, molecular function: metal ion binding. The record is from RefSeq and is a predicted model, not a curated record. Bases 351 to 3509 code for a protein of 1052 amino acids. The transcript is spliced from 7 exons.